GUACUCUUCCUCAAUAGCAGCUAUAGUACUACUGUUACUUGCCAACUAUGGCAACUCAUUCAAGCUCUCCAGCUAAGCCUUUUCUUUUCUCCAUCUUCUUCGUUAUCUUCCUCCAUGAUUUCCUUCACCACUCGGCCGUGGCGGCGGGAUACGCCAUCGGAGUUAACUACGGCACUGUCGCUGACAACCUUCCUCCACCAGCCCAAGUUGCAUCCUUCAUCAAAGACCAAACCUCCAUCGACAAGAUCAAAAUCUUCGACGCCAACCCGGACAUUAUUCGAGCCUUUGCCAACUCCAACGUCUCCCUUACCAUCACCGUCGGAAACGGCGACGUCUUGGCGGUCUCCAAGCUCCCCGCCGCCCGGUCAUGGGUCUCCGCCAACGUCUUACCUUACUACCCACAGACAAAAAUCCACCGUAUCGCCGUCGGCAACGAAGUCAUCGCCACCGGCGACAGGAUUCUCAUAGCCCACCUCGUUCCCGCCAUGAAAUCCGUGCACGAAGCCCUGAGGCUGGCAGGAAUUUCCGAUAUCCAAGUCUCCACGCCGCAUUCCAUGGGUAUAAUGUCAAGAUCCGAGCUUCCUAGUUCAGGUCGGUUCAGGCGUGGGUAUGAUCGGGCCAUUUUUGCUCCGAUGCUGGAGUUUCAUUGCCGAACCGGGUCGCCUUUUAUGGUUUGCCCGUACCCGUUUUUCGGGUUCACCAGCAAGACUUUGGACUACGCUUUGUUUAAGCCAAACAGCGGUGUUUUUGAUAACGUAACUGGCGUGAAUUACACUAACAUGUUCGAUGCCCAGAUGGACGCCGUUUUCUCUGCGAUGAAGAGGCUCGGGUAUGAUGACGUGGACAUCGUAGUCGCAGAAACGGGUUGGCCUUCUGCGGGUGACCCGAAUCAGCGGGGCGUGAGCUUGGACAAUGCCAUAUCUUAUAAUGCUAAUCUUGUCAGGCACGUGAAUUCGGGUUUGGGUACUCCUUUGAUGCCGAAUCGGACCUUUGAUACUUACAUUUUCUCGCUGUUCAAUGAAGAUCUCAAACCCGGCAUCUCGGAGCAGAAUUUCGGGUUGUUCCGACCCGAUUUCUCACCCGUCUACGACGUGGGUAUUCUGCGGAACCAGCAGGGCGUGGGGCCUGCACCAGUAACGCCAACAGCACCAGAUGAUAAAAAGUGGUGCGUCCCAAAAGAUGAUGCUAGCGAUGGGGCUCUGCAGUCCAACAUCGACUAUGUUUGUGGGUCCGGAGUGGAUUGUCAGCCCAUUCAAAACGGUGGGCCUUGUUUUGAGCCCAAUACUGUCAGGUCCCAUGCAGCCUACGCCAUGAACGCUUAUUAUCAAGCCCAUGGCCGGAAUGAUUAUAAUUGUGACUUCAUUGGUACAGGAGCCAUCACCACAACUAAUCCUAGUUAUCAAGAAUGCACCUAUGUGGCUUAGGAGGAAGGAAGAGACAAUGGCACAAUGCCUCGGUCUUCUCUACUGCUGUUCCCAUGCUGGGCAGUUGUUAUAUAUAGCCAAUUCUUCUCCAUGAUCUAUAAAUAUAGACUUCGAGAUGUU
Molecule: messenger RNA, 1544 nt
Organism: Coffea eugenioides
Lineage: Eukaryota; Viridiplantae; Streptophyta; Magnoliopsida; Gentianales; Rubiaceae
Product: glucan endo-1,3-beta-glucosidase-like
Exons: 3
Coding region: 48-1424 (458 amino acids)
Biological process (GO): carbohydrate metabolic process
Cellular component (GO): plasma membrane
Molecular function (GO): hydrolase activity, hydrolyzing O-glycosyl compounds
Source: RefSeq, a predicted model, not a curated record